Molecule: messenger RNA, 3857 nt
Organism: Struthio camelus australis
Lineage: Eukaryota; Metazoa; Chordata; Aves; Struthioniformes; Struthionidae
Source: RefSeq, a predicted model, not a curated record
AUAUUUUUUCUACCAGGAUUAUAACUCUGCUUGAUGAAAUUAUUGUAUUGUUAUUUGUGCAGAAGAUACUUUUUUGUAGAUGUGAUACACCAGAGCGCUCCAGUAGUUGGAGGAGACAAAGAACAUUGGCACUUCUGAACGGCGUCAGACUUUGAACAAACUGCUGCAAGUGAUAUGUUAUGUUCCACCUGUAUGCCUGUUUUACCUGGCCUCCUGUGGAUACCGGCAGCAAGUGGGUGACCUGUGAUGUGCUCAUUUAAAAGAUUUCAUCUCUUGUGCACCUCAUGUUUCAUACAGAGCUUUCUCAAGUGAUUAAAGGCAAAUAUUCUGAACAGAACCGAAACCAACAAUGGCCUGUCUUACAAUGACAAACAUGGAAGGUACAGCAACUUCUACUGUCCACCAGAAUGGUGACGUCCUUGGGAAUACCAGUACACCCAAGCAGACUGAACCAUUGCUUCAAGUGUACCUUUAUCAUUCCCCUGGGAAGACUGGAGGAGAUUAUCUGCAAUUUCCAGCUGGAGAAUAUGUUGCAGAGGAGAUUUGUGCUGUUGCUUGUAAAGCCUGCGGUAUCAUGCCGGUGUAUCAUAACAUGUUCGCACUCAUGAGUGAAACGGAGAGAAUUUGGUAUCCCCCAAAUCACAUCUUCCAUGUAGAUGAAGCAACCAGACUCAUUCUACUUUACCGGAUAAGGUUUUAUUUUCCCCACUGGUAUUGCAAUGGCACAAGCAGAGCAUAUCGGUAUGGCAUUCUUCGGGGUGCGGAAAGCCCUGUUCUUGAUGAUAUUGUCAUGUCUUACCUAUUUGCACAGUGGCGAGAUGAUUUUUUGGAUGGAUGGAUACAAAUGCCUGUUACUCAUGAAACACAAGAAGAAUGCCUUGGAAUGGCUGUUCUGGAUAUGAUGAGAGUAGCCAAAGAAAAGGACCAAACGCCGCUGGCUAUUUACAAUUCAGUCAGCUACAAAAUGUUUUUGCCUAAAUGUGUUCGAGCAAAAAUCCAAGACUACCACAUUUUGACACGAAAGAGAAUAAGGUACCGGUUCCGCAAAUUUAUACAACAGUUUGGCCAAUGCAAAGCUACUGCCAGAAACUUGAAACUUAAAUAUCUUAUAAAUCUGGAAACCCUUCAGUCUGCCUUCUAUUCGGAGGUUUUUGAAGUAAAAGAGCCUGGUGGAGAUCCUUCUGGAGAGGAGAGUUUUGCAACCAUUGUAAUAACUGGAAAUGGUGGAAUUCAGUGCUCAAGAGGAAAACUUAAAGGCUGUGAGACACUGGCAGAACAGGAUUUACAAACAUACUGUGAUUUUCCUGAUAUAAUUGAUGUCAGCAUUAAACAAGCAAGCCAGGAAGGUUCCAGUGAGAGAAGAAUUGUCACCAUUCACAAGCAAGACAGCAAGAAUCUGGAGGCUGAAUUUCAGUCAUUAAAAGAAGCUCUCUCCUUUGUAUCAUUGAUUGAUGGAUAUUACAGAUUAACUGCAGAUGCCCACCAUUAUCUCUGUAAAGAAGUAGCACCACCAUCAGUGCUUGAAAAUAUCCAGAGCAACUGCCAUGGGCCAAUUUUCAUGGACUUUGCUAUCAGUAAACUGAAGAAAGCAGGUAAUCAGACUGGCUUCUAUGUUCUUCGAUGCAGUCCUAAAGAUUUUAAAAAAUACUUCCUCACCUUUGCCAUAGAGCGUGAAAAUGCCACUGAUUAUAAGCACUGCCUAAUUACAAAAAAUGAAAAUGGGGAAUAUAAUCUUAGUGGAACCAAAAGAAGUUUCGGUAAUCUUAAGGAUCUGUUGACCUGUUACCAGACAGAAACUGUCCGUUCAGACAGCAUAAUUUUCCAGUUUAUCAAAUGUUGUCCUCCAAAACCAAAAGAUAAAUCAAAUCUUCUAGUUUUCAGAAGCAAUAGUGUUUCUGAUGUGCCUUCGUCACCUACGCUGCAGAGACACAAUAAUGUCAACCAGAUGGUCUUUCACAAAAUCCGGAAUGAAGACUUGAUAUUUGAAGAGAGUCUUGGACAGGGCACAUUUACUAAGAUUUUCAAAGGUAUAAGGAAAGAAGUGGGAGACUAUGGCCAGCUCCAUCAAACUGAAGUUCUUUUAAAGGUCCUGGAUAAAGUGCACAGAAACUACUCUGAGUCCUUCUUUGAAGCAGCAAGUAUGAUGAGCCAGCUUUCUUACAAGCAUUUGGUAUUAAAUUAUGGAGUCUGCGUGUGUGGAGAAGAAAAUAUCCUCGUGCAAGAAUAUGUAAAAUUUGGAUCCCUGGACACAUACUUGAAAAAGAACAAAAAUGCUAUCAAUAUCUUGUGGAAGCUGGAAGUAGCAAAACAACUGGCAUUAGCUAUGCAUUUUCUGGAGGAUAAAGGCCUUGUUCAUGGGAAUGUCUGUGCAAAAAACAUCCUGCUUAUCAGAGAAGAAGACAGGAAGUCUGGAAACCUUCCUUUUAUAAAACUUAGUGAUCCUGGCAUCAGUAUUACAGUUUUGCCGAAAGACAUUCUUCUUGAGAGAAUACCAUGGGUACCACCUGAAUGUAUUGAGAAUCCGAAACAAUUAAGCCUGGCCACAGACAAAUGGAGUUUUGGCACUACUCUAUGGGAAAUCUGCAGUGGAGGAGACAAACCUCUGAGCGCACUGGAUUCUCCGAGAAAACUACAGUUUUAUGAAGAUAGACACCAGCUUCCUGCCCCCAACUGGACAGAACUAGCAAACCUUAUAAACAACUGUAUGGAUUAUGAGCCAGAUUUCAGACCUUCAUUUAGAGCCAUUAUACGUGACUUGAAUAGCUUGUUCACUCCAGAUUACGAGCUAUUGACAGAAAACGAUAUGUUGCCAAAUAUGAGAAUUGGUGCACUUGGAUUUUCUGGAGCAUUUGAAGAUCGGGACCCAACACAAUUUGAAGAAAGACAUCUUAAGUUUUUACAGCAACUUGGCAAGGGAAAUUUUGGCAGUGUUGAGAUGUGCAGGUAUGACCCUCUACAGGACAAUACUGGAGAGGUGGUGGCUGUGAAAAAGCUGCAACAUAGCACAGAGGAGCACCUUAGAGACUUUGAAAGGGAAAUUGAAAUCCUGAAAUCUCUGCAGCAUGAUAACAUUGUUAAAUAUAAAGGAGUAUGCUACAGUGCUGGUCGUAGGAAUCUGAGACUAAUUAUGGAAUAUCUACCGUAUGGAAGCUUACGAGAUUAUCUGCAGAAACACAAAGAGAGACUGGAUCACAAGAAGCUUUUGUUGUAUGCGUCUCAGAUAUGCAAGGGCAUGGAGUAUCUGGGCACAAAAAGAUACGUUCACCGGGAUUUAGCAACCAGAAAUAUCUUAGUGGAGAAUGAGAACAGAGUUAAAAUUGGAGAUUUUGGUUUGACAAAAGUCUUGCCACAAGACAAGGAAUACUAUAAAGUGAAAGAGCCUGGAGAAAGCCCUAUAUUUUGGUAUGCUCCAGAAUCUCUGACAGAGAGCAAAUUUUCUGUGGCCUCAGAUGUGUGGAGUUUUGGGGUGGUCCUAUAUGAACUCUUCACUUACAUUGAAAAGAGUAAAAGCCCACCAGCAGAAUUCAUGCGCAUGAUUGGCAAUGAUAAACAAGGGCAGAUGAUUGUAUUUCAUUUGAUUGAGCUUUUGAAGAACAAUGGACGACUGCCAAGACCAGAUGGAUGUCCUGAUGAGAUUUAUGCUAUCAUGAAAGAAUGCUGGAACAAUAAUGUUACCCAGCGCCCUACCUUUAGGGAUCUUGCUCAGCGAGUGGAUCACAUAAGGGACAACAUGGGUGGAUGAGAAAACUGUCUCUCAUUCAGAGAGGAUAUGCUGGAACACAAAACAAAAUGUAUUUGGUCUGCUGUGUAUAGCUGACAAAUGCACACACGUGCAUCUAUCUUUGCUGGGAGUAAAA